GGGUGGCGGGGAAUAGCUGUAGAGGCCAUUAGGGCGCCAUCUGCGGUCAAGUUGAGAGUGUUCUCCGUUCGAUCUAGUGAUGGCCCAGCAGCUCGCCCGGGAGCAAGGCAUCACCCUGCGUGGGAGCGCAGAAAUCGUGGCCGAGUUUUUUUCAUUUGGCAUCAACAGCAUUUUGUAUCAGCGUGGCAUUUAUCCGUCGGAAACCUUUACUCGAGUGCAGAAAUAUGGACUCACCUUGCUUGUAACUACUGACCCCGAGCUCAUAAAGUAUCUCAAUAAUGUGGUGGAGCAGCUAAAAGAGUGGCUGUUCAAGUGCUCAGUUCAGAAACUGGUGGUGGUCAUCUCAAAUAUUGAAAGUGGUGAAGUCCUUGAAAGAUGGCAGUUUGAUAUUGAGUGUGACAAAACUGCAAAAGAGGAAGGUGUUCGCAGAGAAAAGUCCCAGAAAGCCAUACAGGAUGAAAUCCGUUCAGUGAUCAGACAGAUUACAGCUACUGUGACAUUUCUGCCACUGUUGGAAGUUUCUUGUUCAUUUGAUCUGCUGAUUUACACUGACAAAGACUUGGUGGUACCUGAAAAGUGGGAAGAAUCAGGACCCCAGUUUAUUACCAAUUCAGAAGAAGUCCGUCUACGAUCAUUUACGACCACAAUCCACAAAGUGAAUAGCAUGGUGGCCUACAAAAUGCCUGUCAGUGACUGAAGAGAGAGACGGUUCAUUUGUCUGCUGAUUUACACUGACAAAGAUUUGGUGGUACUUGCAACGUGGGAAGAAUCAGGACCCCAGUUUAUUACCAGUUCUGAAGAAGUCCGUCUACGCUCAUGGAAUGUUGGAAGAAUCAGAACCCCACAUUUAUGACCACAACCCAUAAAGUGGCCUACAAAACCCUGUCAGUGACUGAAGAGAUGGUGCACAAACCAUCCCCCACCACAUAAUACCUUCUGCUGUAUUUAUAUUUAGAUGCUUUUUUAUAUCUUGGUCAAUAUUCUUCCGGGCUAAAUCAUUAGGCAAAGUAUUUAGUUUUUAACAGAAGUUUUUCUAUGUACAGUGACCAUUUUUAAAGGAAUUCAUUCUGCAGUGAAUUUGUUGGUUCCCCUUAAUAAUGUGCAGCACUCUUGUUGAUUCUAUGGUAAGUCCAGGAGGAACCCAAGGAAUGCAACAAUAAGAUACAUUUCUCUUUAUAUAGACCCCAUAUUGAAAUACAUGCUAAAUAUUUGAUUUUGGUGUAUAUAUCUUGAACUCACAAAGCAGUUGCACUGUUUAAUUUCUGUAAUAAAGAACUCUUAAUGUUUUAUAAAAAAUCAAGCUUUAAAUGAUAGUGAUUAAAAAAAAAACCCUUGUGUUUUAAAUUUGUGUUACAGUAUAUUUGAUAUUUAGUUUCAUAAUACAGUCAGAUACUUCAAUGGAUUGAGUGCAUGGAUUGUAUUCAUUUUGAUUAUGUGAUGGGGAUGGUUUUGUGCACUGUAAAUUCAGAUGCUGAUUGCUGUGCCCAGAGAUCCUAUUGCAGUCCUGAUGCUGCUGUUGUCAUGACAGUAGACCAGUAGUAGCAUAGCUGGGUUAGAAUACAUGAGAACACUGCCCAGUUAUGGCUCAAGAAGCUUGAAAUAAAAAUACCAUGUCUCUGUAUCACUUAU
Arvicanthis niloticus (Nile rat) is the source of this 1629-nucleotide messenger RNA. RefSeq names its product mitotic arrest deficient 2 like 1 (gene Mad2l1). Gene Ontology annotation, cellular component: nucleoplasm; kinetochore; cytoplasm. The record is from RefSeq and is a predicted model, not a curated record. Gene Ontology annotation, biological process: mitotic spindle assembly checkpoint signaling. Lineage: Eukaryota; Metazoa; Chordata; Mammalia; Rodentia; Muridae.